AUGAACGCUUUCUCCGACGAGGACCUUGAUUUGAUGCGGAGGGUGGAGGAGGACGCUGCUAGGUGGCUGGGAGAUGAAGAAGAUGAGGAGGCGAAGAGCUUGAGCGUAUGGAUCGAUGCUCUUGGGGAGACGUUGGAGAAGACUGAGGAUCCCCUGCUGCGGAGAGCUAUGUUCAGCUCCUUCUUGAGGAGGGCGGAAGAACAGAAGAAGUCAGACAACAUUGAGCAGGAGCAAGAGGAUGCAGGCUCUGAAGAUGAUGAAGAACAAGCGGACGAAGACGCAAACCAUGCAAGCUCAGUCUCCCCGACUUACAACCUCGAAGAAGAGAUGAAUGAUGCGUUCGACGAAAAAGAUGAACUAGAGGCCUCAUACAAGGAGUACUGCCUCAAGCACGGCAAGACAGCACUUCUGCCGGUUGCUGACGUUAUCAACGCCCUCAAGGUCAAAACUAUCAAGGAUCUUGACUGCUCCAACUACUCCAUGGGAGACUCUGGAGCGACAUGUAUGGCGGCAUAUCUCCAUCACCUGCUGUACCUGGAGACUCUGAAGCUGACAGGCAACAACAUCCAUGAAGCUGGGAUGCUCGCUCUUGCAAAGGCGUUCAGAGAUUGCGAGCACCUCAAGGCGAUUGUUCUUGACGACAAUCGCAUCGGGAUAGCAGGCGCACGAGCGCUGGGAGAUGCGAGCGUUGACAAGGCGUCAUCGCUAGAAGUGCUCUCAGUGUCAAACAACAAGCUCACGGACCCUGCAUUGGCGUACGUGAUCAAGCAGCUAGUCGCCUGCAACAGGCUCAAGUUCCUCUCCAUCGCCAUGAACUCCAUCGGAGACGCUUCCUGUGACUCCCUCACCAAGUUCUGCACCAAGAAUCGCUCGCUCGAGAAUUUGAACUGCAACUGGGGUUACAUCCGUUGCAAGUCUGCUGAAGAAGUCGCAAACUCCCUGCGCUGGGUCAGCACCCUGACGCAUCUUGACCUGGGUUGGAACGGGUUCGGAGAUCCACUGCCUUGCGAUGCUAUCUGUGCGGAACUUCGGAGGAAAACCUGUAAGAUCCGCUUCCUGAAUCUCAGCCACAACCGCGUCAACCCGGAGACCUCGUGCAUGCUGGCGUCAGCGAUCGAGGCGAACAACUCGAUCAAAACGAUCAUUUUGGACGGGAACCCGAUGGGGAAGAUCGGAUGUCGCAGGAUGUUGAAGGCCUGUCACCAUGCUGAGGACGAGGGUCUAGAGGACCAUCACGCACGGAGAACCACCCGAGACAAGAACGAGAUACAGGUCUCCUUCAAGAACUGCAGUUUCGAGCACAACCAAGUCACUUCCCAGUUCAACCCCUCCGAGCCCGGGGGCGAGUAUCUGCUCGACAUGGAGAACCCUUACUCUCGGCUCAUCGUGUCGGACUUGUUGAAGAUCGAGGCGCGUUCGAAGGGGCAGUUUGUGCGACACGCUAUGAUGAUGGAUGGUAAACCCUACGUGCUCCCCAAGUGGAAGGACUUCGACCAGGAGCCUUUCGUGCCAGACUUGGGAGAGCUUGAGUUUCGAUUCAUCAGCCUCAGAAAAUUUGCAAAGGCCACCGACAAGCUGCCGGACUCAAUCUUCCAGAGGAUCCUGCUCAAGUUCGAAGACAGAGGAGGAGCGUCGAUGACUCCGGAGGAGAAGAGGCACUGGCUGCACAACCGAUAUCACCUGCUGAGAAUGGCGAGCAGGAUCGGCAAGCUCGAGUUCUUCGAUCUCUACAUGACGUCAGUGACGGUGUGUCAGGCGAGGAUGCUGCUGUCCAUCCUGCAGAACACGGAAGACAGGAUCCACUUCGUUGCGACAGUUUACCUCAAGAUGAACUCUACAGCAGCUCCGAGGAAACUUCUCAACGACCUUGACGACAAGGAGAGGAGGCUGCUGGAGAGCUUGCUGGGGCCUGAGAGCUACCACUUCACCCCCAACAACCCGACCGGUCACUAUCGGCUCGACCUGUCGAAGCACGACGAGCGAGAGGUGGCCCUUAGACUGCAGGAGCUGAGGAUCGAUCAAGAUCAGGUAGACCAGGAGCUGUUCAGCACCGUGUCCAAGCAUGCGGGAGGAAGCAGAAACAGAAUCGAGCUGGUGUGGAGGAACACCAUGCACAACGGAGAGCCGUUCAAGUACAAGCUUCACUUCAGCGUUCCCACCUCCGGGGUCUUGGAGCUCGACUUUGUCGAGUUGCUGAAGCCGCAAGACAAGACGGACAAUCUCAUAUGCAUCUCCGACGAAGACUGGAUGGCUUUCCUGGAGCAUGUCAAGGAGGUGGGGCCGGUGAAGGCUCUGAUCGCUUUCCGUCUCAUCUCCAACACUGAGCUCUUCCUCACCCAUCACGUCAAGGAGCUUCUGUGCUGCUUCGGCAAGGAAGCCCCGGAGACCUUCAGGGUCGAGGUCUGCGUCAUCGCCUUCGCUCGCACCAUCGACUGGCACGAGCUCUUCGGGGCCUCUGGCCUGUUCCGCAAGACCCUCUCCAAGACUGAGCGCAGGAUGCUGACGCAGCGUCUCGGGGCGGUAAACCUCUUCGACCACGUGAUGGCGGUGGACUACUACGAGCUCGACGCCUCCAACGAGGAGGAUCGCUGGAUCAUGCAGGAGAUCGUUCACUUCGCGGUGGCGGAGCCGGGGGAGAACUGUGUCAACGAGACGUGGAACGGGAUGGACUGGGAGACGCCCAAGGGGUGGGUACAAGAAGCGCCCAAGUUCGGGUUGUACACAGUCUACUACUGCAGGGAGAGAGAGACCGUGGAGAAAGUGAUGGCAGAGGCUAACGCAAAGCACCCUUGCUCUCUCGAGAACGACAUCAUCCCCGUGGGAACCAGCUGGGUCGAUGACUUCAUGCUGCAUCAGAUCAAAGAGAAGCUGGAGGAGACCUUCCUCUCAGCUGAGGACUGCUUCGAGCAGAUCGACAGAGACGGAGGAGGAACGCUCGACGUCAAAGAGUUCGCCACGGGGCUGGUGCAGGUGCUGUGGAUUGACUUUGACUUGCCUGCCCUCACCUGGACACAGCUUGGAAUCUGGUUGAGGCCGCACGAGUUGAGAGGUUUCUUCUCCAAGAUUGACCAGGACGGCAGCGGUCAAGUCGAUCUUGACGAACUGCAGGAGUUCUGGCAAGAGUACUGA
Messenger RNA from Guillardia theta CCMP2712, 3129 nucleotides. RefSeq lists its product as hypothetical. NCBI's taxonomy places the organism in Eukaryota, Cryptophyceae, Pyrenomonadales, Geminigeraceae. The transcript is spliced from 19 exons. The record is from RefSeq and is a predicted model, not a curated record. Gene Ontology annotation, molecular function: calcium ion binding; protein binding. Bases 1 to 3129 code for a protein of 1042 amino acids.